Messenger RNA from Elaeis guineensis (African oil palm), 1952 nucleotides. Its product is annotated as probable serine/threonine-protein kinase PBL21. Gene Ontology annotation, biological process: protein phosphorylation. Gene Ontology annotation, molecular function: ATP binding; protein kinase activity. The record is from RefSeq and is a predicted model, not a curated record. NCBI's taxonomy places the organism in Eukaryota, Viridiplantae, Streptophyta, Magnoliopsida, Arecales, Arecaceae.
UAGUUAUGGCCCAUCGCGCUGUCGUGCCUUCUCCUUCCUCUUCUCACCCGUCCCUCUCCUGUAUCCCAUCCUUCUCCGGUGGAAACGGAACAAACGGCCGACGAGAACCCAAACAAAACGAAUGAAUGAAUAAUAACAAUAAAAACGAAAACCCCUUCUUUUCUCUAUUUUUGGCCUUUCCUUUCCACCUUCCGUCCCCUCCUCCUCUUCUUUGAUUUAUUCUCCCAAAUGGAACUCCACCGGGCUUUGUAAAGAUCGGUGCGGCUCUUAGUUGCAUCAAUCCUUACUUUCCCCCUGUUUUUUGAAAAGAGAGAGUGGGGAUUUAGAGUUUUCUUUGUUCUUUUUCGAGAGAUUUAGGUUCCAGAAUUAUAGAUUCUAGCGUUCUUUUGGAACGGAGAUAGACAAAGGAGAGAUUUUGAGCGAUCUUGGUUUGAGGAUUUUAGAUUGUAGGGUUUAUUUAUUUAUUUUUUUCCUGAAAGGAGGGAAGGCCGAAGACAGAGGAGAUCUACAUUUUUUUUUAAAAAAAAAGUCGAUUUUGGACGUGUAGCUCUGGAUCCUAAUUAAUAUUGGGAUGAAGGCCAGAGGAAUGAGUUGCUUUUCCUGUGGAAGCCCUUUUCAGAGAGAAGCUCGAAGGAAGAUGGCAACCAGCAGAAUUCCCCUUUCCCCAUCUCGCCUCAUGGAUUCUCCCGAGUUGGAGAAGUUGGCACCUUCUCCUUCACCGGGUGGAGAGAGGAGAACCGAUGCUCAUAGUUUUACCUUUCGAGAUCUCGGGGCCGCCACCAAGAACUUCAAGCAGUCUAAUUUGAUAGGAGAAGGGGGUUUUGGAAAGGUGUACAUGGGACACUUGAAUUCAGGCCAGGUUGUAGCAAUCAAGCAGCUCAAUCCGAAUGGGUUGCAGGGGACUCAUGAAUUCCUGGUCGAGGUUCUAAUGUUGAUAAUGUUGCACCAUCCGAAUCUUGUCAGCUUGAUUGGCUACUGCCAUGAAGGGGAUGAGAGGCUCUUGGUUUAUGAGUACAUGCCACAGGGUAGCUUGGAAAAUCACUUAUUUGAUCUGCCACCUGGUAAAGAACCACUUGAUUGGAACACACGGAUAAAGAUUGCUGUUGGUGCUGCAAAAGGGCUCACCUAUUUGCAUGAUGUUGUAAAUCCACCUGUUAUCUACCGUGACUUGAAAUCUUCAAAUAUAUUACUAGAUGAUGAUUUCAAUCCUAAGCUCUCUGACUUCGGACUAGCGAAACUCGGACCUGUUGGCGACAACACUCAUGUUUCAACAAGAGUGAUGGGAACCUAUGGCUAUUGUGCUCCUGAUUAUGCUACAAGUGGCAAGCUGACUGUGAAGGCUGAUGUAUAUAGCUUUGGUGUGGUGCUGUUGGAGCUGAUCACUGGUCAGAAGGCAUUUGACUUAUCAAAAGAACCAGGGGAACAGAAUUUAAUUAAAAGGUCACAUCCAUUUCUCAAUGAUAGGAGGAAGUUCACUCAACUAGCUGAUCCAUUACUACAAGGGUGUUAUCCUUUGCGUGCUUUUUACCAGCUAGCUGUCAUCACUUCAAUGUGUCUUCAUGAAAGGGCUCAUCUUCGUCCCAGUAUGCGUGAUGUGGCUGUCGCCCUCGACCAUGUGGCAUCUCAGCCCUAUAUCUCAGAGACCAAAUGUAGGAUCCAUAGCUCCCGAUUCCCUCUACCACUACCUCCAUCGAGAACUACCAAUGCUCCUAAAGUAGCAGUCUGGGAUGUUUUGAAAAGUUGAUUAUUUCCUUAAUGAAAGCAAACUCAUUUAUUCUCAAAAAAAAUUUAAAAAAAAAAAGAAAGAGAAAAAUUGAGGAGCUGGCUUUGGCAAUACUAGUAUCAACUAUAUGCUAUGCAUAUGAUUUAUUCAAAAGAAGGGAACAUUUGAUGGAUGACUGUAAAUCUUAUCGAUCAAGAUUGUGUGAACUAUAUUUAUAUCAACUCUCUUU